UUUGUUUUUGGGAUUGACGAUGGAAUGAAUGGCGGUGCUGAUAAUUAAGAGUGUAGUCGGUUUUUUAUUAGCAUGUGAUUUGGACGAUGGAAUAAGAAAAGUAAGUUUGCAUGGAGUUAUGGUUCAAUUGCGCAUGGCCACGACAUUUUUUGUAAAACGGCGAGAAUCAGGAUUUUGAGGGGGAAAUUAUCCACUGCCUGCGUGUGAAAUGUGGUUUUGUAUCGUUUUGGUGUUUCAUAUGAGGUAAUUAUACAGAUGGCACUGCAUUCUGACUGGGCCUUGGAGUAGUACUAUACGAACUCCCGACGUGGUGCUGCUUUGUGGAGAGCUGCUAAAGGGCCUUUUUAGUCUUCCCGUUGGGCUUAUAUACUUGCUGCUUCGCUCGUCUGGUUCCUCUUUUCCUUCUUCUUUUCUUCAUACCGUUGCGAACCUAGAGUCUAAUUAGAUACCCUCUCUUCUUCUUCUUUUGACAUAACAUUACUUUUAGAAUAUACCAUCAAAAUGCCUGAAAUCAACGCCAUCCUCUUCGACUGCGACAACACGCUCGUCCUCUCCGAGGAGCUCGCCUUCGAGGCCUGCGCAGACCUCAUCAACCAAAUCUGCGCCGAGCGCAACGUCCCCGUCAAGUUCACCGGCGAGACGCUCAUCACCGAGUUCGUCGGCCAAAACUUCCGCGGCAUGCUCACCACGCUGCAGAAGACGCACGGCAUCGAGAUUGCGCCCGACGACAUGGAAAAGUACGUCCUGAUGGAGGAGGACGCCGUCAUUGCCAAGCUGAAGGCCGCGCUGAGGCCGUGCGUCGGCGUCGACGAGCAGCUGCAGGCGCUGGAGGCCAAGAAGCAGCACCAGCUCGCCGUGGUGUCGUCGUCGGCGCUGAGGCGCGUCCGCGCGUCGAUUGAAAAGGUCGGCCAUGACAAGUACUUCCCCGGGGACGUGGUCUUUUCGGCGGCGACGUCGCUGGAGAAGCCGACGAGCAAGCCGGACCCUGCGAUUUACCUGCACGCGCUCAAGGUGCUGGGCAAGAAGGCGGAGGAGAGCGUCGCGGUGGAGGAUAGCAAGAGCGGCACGCUGAGCGCGACGAGGGCGGGCAUCAAGACGAUUGGCUAUGUCGGGCCGUAUGCGGAUGCCAAGCAGGAGGAGAUGGAGGGCGUGUUGAGGAGUGCGGGCGCGGUGGUGGUGAUGCGUGACUGGAGCGAGUUUCCUGGUGCGUUGGCCAAGAUUGAGAAGGGCGAGGUUUAAAGGAGUUUUCUUUUACCAUUUUGUCUUUUUGCUUUUCUUUUCUGUGUUUUGGAUUGAAGCCUUUGUUUAUUUAUUGAGCCUUUUUUUUGGUUCAUCGUCUUGGUUAAAGAGAAGAAAGAAAAUAAGAGAGGAGAAGGAGACGGUAAAAGGCUAGAUAUGAAUAGAUACGACGAUACGAAUUGACGGUCUUGGAAUUGGUCUAUCUGAUCUAAUUGCUUUCUUUAUAUACAAAAUGCUUUUGCACAAUUGAUUAAUCGUGGCUCAUUUCCUCCAAUCCAUCAGGAAGCU
Molecule: messenger RNA, 1527 nt
Organism: Trichoderma atroviride IMI 206040
Lineage: Eukaryota; Fungi; Ascomycota; Sordariomycetes; Hypocreales; Hypocreaceae
Source: RefSeq, a predicted model, not a curated record